CAGCAAGGGCGUUACGAGGGAGCCUGAACUGACUGGUUCGCAUUGUCGUGCGAACGUGCACCGUGCUAAGAUAGCCGGCCACAAUCGAUUGGUCAAAGUCAAUCAUCUGACGCGACGGCAGGUCGCAGCGACCGUGAAUACGACGGGCAUCCCGCGACCCGCGCCGCUCAGUGGGACGCAGUGGGCCGCCUCGAGCGCUUCCUGCCUCACAUCCAAAGGAACACCCCACAAACAGAACCACGAACUCUAGUGCCAGUGUUGUCUAAAUGUUUCGAACGUAGUUAUCAAUUGAUAUAUACUUUCAUAAUUAAAUUCAAAGCCGUAUUACGUCCGACCUACGAUGUAGAGCUGCCGACUCGUCGGAGGAAAAUGAAAGAGGGCGGUCGCGAGGAGGAGCCGACCAACGCGGCGGAGGAGGUGCAAGGUAGCCGCAUUGAGCGCACGUGCUGCUGCCUCGGCGUGUUGGUGGGCGUCUCACUCAUCGCCGCCCUCGUUGCUGUGAUUCUAAUGAAAGAUACAACAGUCGAAGUCACAGUUCUACGACAAGUCCAUGUGCUAAUGUCGCAUGGCGAGCGUACCCCAAGCGAACGCGAGUUGGCGAUGCUAGGCGCCCCCCCACCCGAACAUGUGUUCGCACCUUACGGCGCCGGCGCAUUGACUAAUGAAGGCAAAAUGGCAACGUUCGAAAUGGGCGCAUUACUUAGAAAAAGAUAUAAUGAAUUCUUGGGACCUUAUUACGAAGAUGGUAAACAUGUCGUGAUAACGUCGGACACUGAUCUAAGCAAAGUAAGCGCGCUGCUGAUAUCUGCGGGCCUGUGGCCGCCUCCCGCAGAGCAGGUGUGGAACGACACUAUGCAAUGGCAACCUGUGCCUUAUUCAUACCCACCAAGAGAUACUGACUACUUAUUAUACGAAGAGAACUGUCCGCGCUAUAACCAGGAGAAGGAGAGAAUACUACAGGCUUUCACAGAGGAAGGACUUUUAGCGCCAUACCGCGACUUCUUUCACAAGAUCGCAACGCUCACUAAUACUAACUUCAGCACGCCGAGAGAAGCUUUUUACCUUAAUAAUCUUUUCACAAUACAAGAUGAUAUAAAAGUCGCAAAUCCAAAGUGGGCUAAACAUGUUAAAAGAAAGUUAAUGGAUGUAGCAAGACUUGAAUUUAUGAUGAUGUUUCACAACAACCUAUUGAAGAAAUUGAGCGGCGGAGCAUUACUUCACGAGAUAAUAAAAGAAUCUCUACAAAGUGGGAUACCCAGCCGCAGUUUAGUUGUUCGUAUCGGUACACCGGUGUCGGUGGCGGCGCUGCUGGCUGCGUGCGUGGCCCCGCCCCCGCGCCCGCCCGACCCCGGCGCCGCACUCAUCAUAGAGCUACACGAGAAAUUGCCCUCCAAGGACCAUAAAGCUAUCGAUUCGAUCGCGAAACGAUACGGUUUUAAGAUAUAUUACUGGGACGAUGACUCGGCGGAACCUCGUCUGAUAGAAGUAGUGGGGUGCGAACCAUUCUGCUCUUUGGAAACGUUCAAACAUUUGACGCAACAAGUUUUGUCUUAUGACUACAAAGAAGAUUGCAAGUUAGUCUCUACAGACAUAAAUAAAGAUGGAUUAUAAGUGUAAUUAGAGUUAUUAAUUUGAUAAGUGAUUUAUAACCAUAUUCAGUCUUACUAAGGUUGUUCUCUGAACUGUUAUUGAACAUUAAACGACUGUAUG
Messenger RNA from Papilio machaon (common yellow swallowtail), 1710 nucleotides. RefSeq names its product venom acid phosphatase Acph-1-like. The transcript has 10 exons. The record is from RefSeq and is a predicted model, not a curated record. Gene Ontology annotation, molecular function: phosphatase activity. Gene Ontology annotation, biological process: dephosphorylation. Lineage: Eukaryota; Metazoa; Arthropoda; Insecta; Lepidoptera; Papilionidae. The coding region runs from base 370 to 1611 and encodes 413 amino acids.